Entrophospora sp. SA101 is the source of this 267-nucleotide messenger RNA. NCBI's taxonomy places the organism in Eukaryota, Fungi, Glomeromycota, Glomeromycetes, Entrophosporales, Entrophosporaceae. The record is from the annotation of a GenBank genome assembly.
AUGUCUUUAGAUUGGCUUGAGUGCAAUAUUGAUUUUGAAGGGCAGAAAUUAGCAGACUUUGUAUUACAAACUGGAGUUAUUACAUUUUCCCUUUUAGGAUUUCUUUUGGGAUUAUUAUUACAAGAUAUAAAAGUAACGUUUAUAUUAUUUGGUAGUGGUAUAUUAUUUACAUCGAUUAUUAUUCUCCCUUCGUAUCCGUUUUACAAUAGUCAUCCUAUACAAUGGCUACCACCGAUUAAAAAUGAAGAAGAAAAGGAAAAAGAAUGA